Caenorhabditis remanei is the source of this 12003-nucleotide messenger RNA. RefSeq lists its product as uncharacterized. Gene Ontology annotation, molecular function: protein binding. Lineage: Eukaryota; Metazoa; Nematoda; Chromadorea; Rhabditida; Rhabditidae. Bases 1 to 12003 code for a protein of 4000 amino acids. The record is from RefSeq and is a predicted model, not a curated record. Gene Ontology annotation, cellular component: RAVE complex. The transcript is spliced from 39 exons. Gene Ontology annotation, biological process: vacuolar acidification.
AUGGGAAACCAGAUAUUGCCAACUACAGAUCUCCAAUGCGAUCUCCAGAAUCAGUUUCUUAUCGAGCAGCUACAACUCUCUGCUAUGCAAUCAAUGUACAAUUCUCUCAACAAUGGUGCGAAACUGGACCCGAAGUUCGCAGCACUCACUCAACCAAAUCUCACUUUAUCAACCUUUAAUGCCAUGACUGGAACUGAACCAUCUACCUCAACAAAUCUCUAUUCAUCACUACCUUCUACAUCAGGAUUACAAAAUCAGGCAGUAUCUCAACAAGCCCUGGCGGCAUCUACCUUACCCAACUUAGCCUUACAAAGUCAAUUGUUACUUGAUAAUAAAUUAGGAGCUGCGUUAAAUAUGAAAUUACCACAAACCACGAUACCACAAGCACAAGUGGAGGACUGGAUGAAAAACAUUUGUGUGGACACGUUAUUGGACCCUUUUAAAGAGAAACUGUUAUCAGCGACAGGACUACAAUCUUCGUUAGCAUCUCUCAACACACCUAUGACACCGAUGUCUUCAUUAGCGUUAUCAAAUGAAGCUUUCAAAUUGACGGCUUCAAAUUUAUUGCAAACUUUGGAGCAAGCUUCGGUUAUCCAAGCACCAAGACUAGAAGAAACUUUCUCGAUACCAGAAUCAUCUAUGAGAGAAACAGCGUCUCCUAUUGAUGUCGAGCUCAUCUCAGAUCCAACUCCUUCAACAUCUGUUGCACCAGAUGCCGUGUCAGUGUCAGAAUCCACUCCAGCGCCAGAAACCACUCCCGCCCCAGAAACAACUCCUCCCUCAUCGUCAACACCAACGUCAGAUGAGAAGCCUCCGGAAGGUGCUAAAUCCGGUUUGGAUUUCGAUGAAGCACAUGACGAUGUGGAUAACAUUUUUGGGUUAUCUUUACCUGAAGAACCCGCUGCGAUAUCGAUGUAUAGGAGGCCCAGUUCUAACGAUGGAGGUCUCAGUCCCAUUUCGUUUACACCACCGGAUUCGCCCACUGCCGAGCUAACAUUCGACGAUCUCUUUGGUUUAGCAGCGCAAACAAAAGACAGUGCCAUUAAAGUAAAGCUUGAACCUUUAUCAAGUGAUAGUCCCAGUACAAGCACAGAUGCACCGCCUGCCGCUCCUGUACCAAUUCCAGCAGCUCUUGCACCGGUCCCUGUCUCUGUUCCUGUGCCCGCUCCUAUUCCUGCGCCUGCAGCUACACCAGUUACACCCUUAAAAGAACUAACUGCUGCACAGAAAGCUGCAUUGAAGGAAGAAGAAGAAUUCGUCAAUAACUUUGUGAAACCCAAAACAGUGCCAGUGUACAAACAAAAGGCAGCACUCAUGUCACUGGAAGCUAGAGAGGCCUCAAAGAAAGAUGACCCAAAUUAUGAUGCCUUCGAGUUUGACGAUGACGAUGACUUUAUGUUCGGAGACAAGCCUGCUGAUGAGAAACGUGAACAACUGGAGCCAGUCAAGAAAGAGAGGGACAUAAUAGCAAAGAAUAUUUACAUCACAGGAGUAGGAUUUGAAGUACAAAAUGACAAGGAGCGUCAUGUCAGAAAGCCGCCAAAACAACCGGUCACAAUAAGUUACAAUGAUACUCUUAUAGAUAAAACAUUCUUCACCCUCGCCGACAAGAUCCGAACUGAAAGGGAUAAACAAUUAUCGUGUACAUUUCUUAAGAUGGCACAGAGUAAUAGUACAGAAUGCGCGAAGAACAUGAGAAGAGUGACAAAAGAGCAACCACUGUUACCCAAGUUCAUAAUUAGGAUUGAUCAUUUGCAAACAGUUUCUGAUGAACCACCAGCUAGGAAAAAAUACAAACGACGGAAAAACCGAAGUGACAACGAUGACUCGGAUUUCGAAGAUACCCCGUACAGAAAAAGGAAAACGACCAGAAAAGUAUACUCUCUCCACAAGUCAACUGAGCUCCCAUUCCGACGAACAGUUCAGGAUUUUCCAAUAGGACCAUGCGUGCCCGCCGCAGACAUGAAACGCGUUCGCAUGUUUGGUCCAGCCGAAGGAAUUCUACCCAAAGGAACAUACGUUGUCUGCAAAGCUGACAUUUUGAAGGAUGACUGUGCGGUGUGGAGAGUUGACAAUCAGAACUUACUACAAAAGUUUCCGCCCUUUCGAGAUGCUAAGUCUCAUAAAUUGGUUUACAAAAGUAGUAGUACUUAUUCCGGAUGGUGCGAGCAGAUCUCUUCACAAUACUUUCGUGUCUCUGUGCGAGUUCUCAAGCAAAAUCGGUCAGAGACAACAGUGGAACCUGAGAUCACACUAAAUGAGAUUUUCUGCGCAUCGUCCAUAGAAUGGUUUAAAAAUCCACGCACUUUUUAUCACAAAGAAGAAUCGGCGGAAAAGACUGAGACUGGUACAGUUAUCGAUGAAAAAUCACGAGUUGCUCUUACCACUGUUUUGGAUGCUUGCCUUAAUCUUGUCUUCACGAAAAACUACGUGUCUACCCUGGUUGACAAACUUGAUUGGACUUAUUUUCGAUCACUAGCAGAGAUUGAGGAGCACAAUGUGGAAUGUGAAGCACUGAUCAAAAAAAGAAUUCCGGUGGAGAUGAAACACAACAAAUGGAUUGGGACUUACACAAGACUUUCCGUCUCCAAAUCUUCCUAUCAUUGUUUGUCGAAGUGUCAGAUUUGCAAACGAAGAAAGCCGCGAAGAGUGAUUCACUUUUUCGACAAGACCUCUUACGACACACAUAUGAUAGUAGAUGAACCCGUUGAAGAUAAGGACGUGAAACCUGAUGGAUGCCCGUUGGUAGCUGACGCAAUCUCAUGUGGAAGAUGUUCGAUGGCAGUGGAAUUCCUUCACAAAAUGCACCAUUUGCAGUUUCAUAUGCUGAGAAUGUGUGAGGACAAGCUGGAGGAAAUCGGAACGACGGAAAUCGACCUGUCGACUGAGAAAAUGAUAGAUGUGGCAAAAGCCGACAAGCCAUGGGUGUUGAGCGUCAUCAAAACGUAUUGUCAUUCGAAACAUCAAACUUCCAUGAAUGCUCAUCAGGUGAUCACGGGAGCUUUAAAUAAUGGCGAAAAUGUAUAUGCAUUAGGAAAUGUUGAAGGCCUUACUUUCACUGCGUGCGCCGUCGGAUCGGAUGUCGUCAUUUUGGAUUCUGAUUUCAAUCGUGUGCAAAUUAUCCCAGAAUCAAAGAAUCACUUGAUUGUCAGUAGUUUGAGUUGUUGUCAAGAAACUGGAAAGAUCGCUGUAACAUAUGGAAACUUGGUCAAAAUUCUGGAGGCGACCAAUUCUGGAGUCGAAAAAUCAAAGUUGAAGAGUCUGAUAUUCCAAUUCACAUGGGUCGAAACAUACUCGUUCACACACAAAGAACCCAUAAGCUCUGUUCAAUGGUCUAUGGAAGGAUUGCGUCUUCUCUUUGUUAUCAACGACAAAUUGGUUCUUCAUCAGCACAGAAGCGUUAGCAGCACAAGCAGAUCAUCAACAAGCGCGCCAGUUACAUUUUGCAUUGCAGACGAUGAUCUACAAGAACGCCACACUUGGGAGGUAAUUUGGACCACUGCACUACCAUCGAAACCGAAAUUCAUCAAAUAUUCACCCGAUGGAUACUAUCUCGCACUGUCCGGUGAUCGAGAUUGCUUCAUCAAAAUCUUCCAUCAAAACACACUGGACCACGCCGAGCUAGACUUCUGUGAAAUCAUUUUGAACCACCCAGCGCCUGUAUGCGGGUUUGAAUGGCGUAAAACUGGGAGAUACAUGCCGAGAAAAUGCAUCUCGCCCAUUCUUCUGUCGUGGUGUGAAGAUCGAACGUCGAGGAUUUGGAAAGAGACACCAGCUCCCGAAGGGUCUAUCAUCGAUUUGACUGGAGAAGGUGGUGGAGAACCACUUUGGGAUAGACAGAAGGCUAAGAAGUUCCUUGGGAAGUAUAUCAGAGUGAAGAAGACAAAAACGAGAAUUCUGAACAAGUUGAGAAAGAUAAUGCCCGAAAAACAUUGCGAAACAGAUUCCAACCCAAUCGGUCUCCGUGCACAAAUCGGUAAAAGUCCCUCGCUCCUCGAUUUCCCAUCCCCAAUGUCAAAGGAGAAAGAAAGAGAAGCUAUCGAUCAAGCUGAAGUCUCUUUCUACCUGGCUGCCACCAUCAAUGCUGAAACAGAUUGCUUAUUGGUCCCAUCCUUCAAUGAGUUAAACAAUCAGAAGCCAUUCUGUGUCCACUGGUUGAACAAUAAAGAACUGGUGUUCAGUGUCGGCGCGGAAAAGUUGCUUGCUGAAGCUGUCUUGUUGGAUUUGGAUGGAUCUACCAACCCAAAUAUUGAGUCUGGAGAGCCAUCGCCUGUAGAUGAACAUCACAGAUCACCAAUAGACAACGACCACCCACAUUCAGAAGGUUCUGGACGUGCGAGAACUGCGGGAAGUGUCACAUCGGACGCACCAUCUUCCAAGGACAUACUCGAUGUCAAGUUGGAAAUCCUCCUGAGACAAUGGACAAAGUCAAACGACGUUCUCUUCUCCAUUCAUCCUGUGGACGGAUCACUGCUGACAUGGACAGUGGAAUGGCUAGACGACCAUUUCCGCCAACCGGUCAUCUCCUACAGCUCCCGACUCCCUGGUGCACUUCCAUGCAGUGACUCGAUGUCUCUUCAGUCGAAACUCAACACCUUCAACCCGCAUGAGCCGAUUUACUUGGACGCGUUGAGAAAUGAUUCGGAGAACAAGGACACCAGUCAGAUGUUGCAUGACAAGUUGAUGGAACGACGCGUCUCCAAUACGAUCCAUGUGCUGACGUCUCAUGACAAUGGUACUCUCAACUUAUGGCAUAUGUCGGUGGACGAUCAGAGUAGCUUCUCCUGUGUCGUUAGUAUGACACAUAUCUCGAGAAUGUGUGGACAUCGAUUCCAAAUGCAGCAGAUUAUUGCUCACCCAGUCCUUCCACUUCUUCUGACCACAUCCAAGUUCAAGUCACCAAAAGUGAAAGUGGAUUCAACCAUGGAUGUGCUCUCCGAAGUGAUUCUUUGGAAAAUCACACCAGUCGGACCGCUUUGCAAACAAGGAGGAGUCAAGGAGUUGGCUCGUGUGGCCAGUCCCCUUAUCAGUGGCUUCUCUACAGUUGGAUGGGUGCCAGCCAUCCUUCCGAGUUGUACACUCGGAACAGUUUGCAACUCCCCGUCAUCUUGCUUCAUUUCUUGUGACGGAAACCAAUUGAUUAUCUAUCAAGCUGUGUUGGAUGCUCGUGGUUUGCUCUCGGAGCUUGCUAACGCCAGGACAGCAUACAGUGGGAGAGAUACACUUGAUAACUAUAGUGACAAGAUACUCCGGACACCAUCACCACGAAGUGAUCGUGCUCCGUCUUUCCUCAAACAAUUCAACGUGGUGUCCACCCAGUCAACUGCAAAGCCAGGAUGUGUUUUGGAAGUUGGAAAGAUCGAAGAUGUCAACUUGAAUGAGUUGAAUCUGAUGUUCCUUCACGUUUUCCAGUCAAGAAUUGUGAUUGCUGAUGAGGAGGAUGCAAGUGAUACGAUGAGCAGUGUGAUAGAUAGAAGUCAGAGUCCAACUUUCAAAGACAAAUUCUUUAUUGUCAUUGUUGAUCAGAAGGAGAAUGAAGAUGUCAUCAUGAUGUUCUCGCUCACUAUCUCUUCCCAACCACCACAAUCCAUUCCAACUUUCGACACUGAAGCAUUACCCGGAGAGAAAGGAUUCUUGAGACCAUCUAGCCCGCUAGCCCCGUCAAUGGCCAAGUUGAACUUCGAAGCAGAACUUGUCUGCCGACAAGUCAUGCCCCUCCCAGAAGGCACUCGAAUCACCAACGUGGUACCUGCCGCAGGUCACCUAUCAUCUUCGUCCAUCUACCCAGCCUGUGAAACGCCAUACGUUCUUGUGUCUUCUGAUAACGAUGACUCGGUUCGAUUCUGGAGAUGUAUCAAGGUGGACGAUCCAGUCAGUCCCAACAAGUUUGAAUGGCGAGAAUGGAAUAUGAUUAGCGAGAAUCAUCCGAGUGAACUUGGAAUGGAAGGAGCGAUUGUGAAAGUGAACGCAGCGCACAGUGGAAGAAUUGCAUGUGCAUAUCAGAAAUCGAAUAUCGCAUCAUCUGAUAGCAAUAAUAUUUCCAUCGAAGUUGCAGUUUUCGAGUGUGAAUCAUCAGGAGGUGUCGAAUGGUUCCGUGAAGACUCAUUCAGUAUCCAACAGAAUCAUUUCUACGAGUUUUCCAAGCCACACUACAACGAUAUGCACAACAAGCGGCUGUCAUCCGGCGAACAGGAGCAUCUGAAUCUGCUACAACAGCGAAUUAAUGCUGGGAAGCCCACAAAACCAUCUUAUGAACUCAUCCGUGCCAUUGAGAACUCCACGACCUCCUUGGUUACCGACAUUGCUCAGAUGAAACUGGAGAACAUCGUUCGACUUGAUUGGGUAUCGACAGAAGAUGGAACACACAUGCUCACCGUUGGAAUGGGAACCAAAGUGUACAUCUAUGCACAAAUCGGUCAAGACCCUGCACAACAAAAUGUGACUCUGAUGAGAGAAAGUGAGACAACGAUGCGACGUCCAUCAAUCCGCAAAGCAUCCUCAUUCCUUCCUAAUAUCCAACCAAAUAGUCGUUUCACCAGUUGGAUCUGCUGUCGUGUGCUCAGUUUGGACACUGCUGAUGGUCUCCCACCAAUUCCAACCGCUCUGAGUUGGGUACGAGAUGGUAUUCUGAUUGUUGGAAUGCAAAGUGAGAUGCGAGUGUACAAUCAGUGGAAUUUCAAAGACACUGAGGAGAAAAUGAAGAAGGCUGUUCCAGCUGCUAACCCAAACAUUGUCAGUCUGACAGUCUCAACCUCUCAUUCCAUGCUUGACCAGCUGACUCGCAAGAAAGAAGCACUGGUCUCAAGUCGUAGUCGUGUCUUCCUGGAGUUUGUGAACACAAUGCACAAAGCCCAUCCAAAAGAGAACGAAAGUCAAAUGGUAUUAGACAUUCUCAAAAGUGAAGGUGUAUUCGAAACAGCUAGAAUGUGCUCCCCAAUUCUUCCACAAUAUCAUCCAAAGCAACUCAUUGUGCUUCUGAAUGCCGGAAAAAAGCGGCGUGUCAAGGCUAUCCUGAACCAUGUGCUAACAUCACUAAAACAGAGAAAAGGUGCCGCACAUAACCCGUUGAGCCGUGCUGCCUCCAUCAAGCGGAUGAAUACAGUAGACCGUGGAAAUUCAGUCCAAGCGAUGCCGGUGGACGCCAGAAUUGACGACGACUCAAUGGAUUAUGACGAAAUCGACGAUAUUCCACUGCUGCCACUAUACGCGUUGUUUGAAGCGGAUGUGGAUACCAAUGUUGCUAUGGAUAAGCAAGAAGAUCUGGUGGCUAAGAACACUGAUGAGUACGAUGACUUAUUCGACAAUGGGUAUGACAAGGAUGGCGAUAUUGAUGCCAUUCUGGAGGAUACCGGUUCUGUGCACAGCGGAAGAUCCCGUCAUCUAUCAGUUGGUAGUGAUUCUGCUAGAAACAACGAUAGUCAUGUAGCUGCUACGUUCACCGCAAAAGAUUAUCGGAAGCUCACCGAAUUGCUCACCCACACCCAUCUUCCUGGAUUGUCCAGUGUUGAUCAGAUGCACUUGUUGGCUAUUGCGGACACUUUGAGUCACUUUGCCAGUGACGCUAAAGACAAGGUGGAACAAGCAAAUGCAGCAAUGAAGCCAGUUGUUCAAUCAGUUCUUGGAGACAACACCGCUGGUGGCUAUGCAACUGCAGCGGCUGGCGUUGAGACAGUCGACGAGUGUGGGUUGAGAUAUCUGAUGGCAAUGAAGCAACACGAGUACCUGCUGGUUUGUCUCCCAAUGAAACAGAGGAUGGAGUUGAAGAAGAGUGGUCUCUCAGCAGCCAAUAUCAUCUGGGCGCAACAUUCGGAGACUGAAACCGAGUUGUUGAAUGCUCUUCCAGGAAUGCACAAAACCAGUCCAACAUGGGAUGAAUUGAAGGGUCUCGGAGUGGCAUGGUGGUUGAAGAAUACUGCAAGUUUGAGAAUUUGCAUUGAGAAGAUCGCCAAAGCCGCAUUCCAACAAAACCAGGACCCAAUGGACGCCUCGUUGUUCUAUCUUGCUCUCCGCAAGAAAAAUGUGCUCACCCAUCUUUUCAAAACAGUGCGAAACCAGACGAUGGCUGAUUUCUUCAUGAAUGAUUUCAAUCAGGAGCACUGGCAGAAGGUCGCUGCUAAAAAUGCGUUCGUCUUGAUGUCGAAACAACGAUUUCAACAUGCUGCUGCAUUCUUCUUAUUGAGUGGAAGUCUGAAAGACGCCGUGCAAACACUUUGUGGAAAAUGCAAUGAUAUCCAAUUAGCAUUGGUUAUUGUGAGAAUGUAUGAGAGUGACCCAGAGGCUCAACAAGCGAUGAUCAACGAGCUACUGUGCAGAGAGGUUCUAGGAAUGACAUAUGAGGAGUUUGAGCAACAACGUGGUAGAACUGAUGAGGACACUCCUGUUAGUGUGCAUGCUUCCAAGGAACCAUUCGAGAGAUCUAUGGCAUUCUGGAUGCUUAAGGACUACACAAGAUCAGCACAUACACUUGUGCAAGAAGCACAAUCCGAUCGUCUGUUAACAAGUCUCUCUGACAUUUUCAACUUCUACUCCUACCUUCGCAAGCAUCCCCUUGUUGUCAGACAACGACUCAACAAUAUCGGAGCUCAAGUCGGCACCACCGAAAAAUUGCUGGCUCUUGGAAGACAACUGGAAAGUAUUCUGACUCCACCGGAACGUCGUCUGUUCUUCAGAACAUCAGCUGAACAUAUGGCUCGUGGAUGUCCAAUGCUUUCCCUCGAUGUGCUUACCUUGCUUCCAAAACAGAUCAGUAUUGUGCAAGACUACGAUGAAGCAUUAAGAGCAAUCUUUGGAUCCAGUGCAGACCAAGCACCUCCUCCACCGCCACCAAUAGAAGUUGAUUGGAGUAAACCUGCCAUUUCCGACGAGCCUGAUGAGUUGAAGUUGGAUUGGAGUGAUGAGGAAGGGGAGGCGACUGAAGAGGAGAAGCCAACACCAGCACCGCAGGACGCUUUGCCAGAAACCAUUCCAACUGUAAACGGAAUGAUAAACUCUACUGCUUUGCAAAGUCAACUCGUCGGAUCUACUGAUAUCUUUGCACAGCAUAUGAAGUUUGUUGCGUCGCUUCGAAUUCUUACUGAAGAGUUGUCGACGCUAGCUAGUGGAUUUGAUGUGGAUGGAGGACAGUUGAGGAAUCAACUGCUCAACUGGCUUGAACGAGAGGUGGAAGUUCUCCAAAUCAACUGCGACUACAACGUAGAGCGCAAACCAUACGACGAGAACCACGACUCUGACUACUGGAGCUCGACAGGUCCCAACUACGAUCAGCCAGCCGAAUCCUCAAAAUUGUCUCGUGCAAGUCCAUCAUCCCUGACACCGAGACGGAGAACUUGGCUCAAGGCGAAUCAGAAGCUCCUCCGAUCGUUCACCUCGUUCUGCACACUGCAUUCCGCUCAUAACCAUCGAUUGGCUUCAGUUCUCAUGGAGUUACUUCUGUUGCUGCUCAAUGUGCAACGUGACGCUGAAGAUGACAUCCUUCCGAAACAACUCCUGGCUACUGGAGUUAGCACGUUCCCAUUGUUGGAUGCAGCCAUUUCAUCUCCAAAAAUGUUUGUCUCAUCGCCAUUGGCCUAUAUCGAGAACCAAGGAUACGAUCUGUUGGCAGCUAUUAGUGAACUUCACAAUGUUCCAAAUAUGGCAGGAGAUUUGCAGAAAUGCUACAUGCUUUACAACUUGUGUCAAGGCUUCUCCUGCUGCAUCUACCUGUCCUUAACUGACAUUGACCAAAUCUACUCGUCGAUGCUAAAUUUGGAUACCCGGCCUGCCCCGAUUGGAAGAGCACACGAUAACUUCGUGGUGACGCCUCCAGUAAAGUGGCCUGGUGUAGAGGCACUCGUUGCUCUACUAGGACGUGAGAAGGAAGAUGAUGCUCCACAACUCAGAUUGCUCAUCAUCGAAUCAUUCCUUGCCAUCUCAAUGUCUCUCUUCUGUUUCGCGUUGUCCGCAUAUGACUCUCGCUGGUUGUACCGUUUGAGUGUCCAUGAGAUUGAUCCCCAUCGCUUCGGUCAGAUUUUCGGAGGAGGAGGUGAAACGAAGAAGUCGACGCAUCCACCUGCAAGGCCGCCACGACCCGCUGUUCCAGUUGUGCAAAAAGAAUCAGUAACCAGUGAUAGUAAUGGAGAUCAACUCCGCAGUCGGUUGAAUUUGAGAAUCCUCGGAAACGAGAAGUUCUCAACCGCGUCCAAAGAGAGUCUCCCAUCAGAACAGUCAUAUUCGAAAUGGGUUCCACCACAAAUGAAUAUUGUCCAGCUGUUCGCGGAGAAGCCAAAUGUCAGUCGUACUGAAGAUGACGAUGAAGUGAUGUAUGACUCUGAUGAGGAGGAGAAGGGCGCCGGUUACUCUGAUGAAGAGGAGGAAGAGGACAACUUGGGCUGUGAGAAUGCAGCACCAGCAAGUUUUGCAUGGCAGUUGUUAAGACUCGCUUUGAUUCAACAACAACUAUAUCGUGUCAAGCAGUUCUUAGUGCUGGUUGGAUUCGAUCCAAGAGACAUCCCAACAGUCGCUCCUCGCAUCGACGCAGUCCUCCAACAGCUCAGUAACUGGAUCGCUCAACAACACCAGACCCUGAAAACCUUUCCCGGUGGAAUUCCAAGUGACUUGCUUCCCGAUAUGACCAUUGACACCAGUGACCAACAUUUGGCAGCUACAAUGAAGAAGUACGCGGCUCUUGUGAAACAGAACAACACACCAUUUGAAUCAGACGACCGGAAAAUUCAAACUAUCCGCCGUCUCUGGUCGUUCUUGGUUCGAGAGGAUCAUCUUCAAGAGAUUUUCAUCAAGUACAUCUUCUCACAGCAGAGUACUAUGGAGAAUGCGCCAGAGCCAGUGGAUAUGUUUAUGGGAAUCGAUAAUAACCCGAUUCUACCCGAAGCUUUCAAGAUUGUACAGAAGGAUAGUGAGCCGAUUGUAGCGUUUGGAUGUAAUCAAGAGAGUCCGGGAUUAAUUGUGGUUUCGAAUGGAAGAGAGCUCCAGGAGAUGGAUAUGUCGAGUGUGUUCAAGGAUCAGUAUGAUCAAACGUCGUGGAUGUGGAAUCGAGCGGAGUUGGAUAUGAAAAACAUCCAUUCCAAGCGAGAUGCCCUGCGUGACAAUGAUGACUACCAAAUCUUCACCGACUCCAACUCUCAUAACGCCAAACACACCAAUGUGAUGAUCAAACGCCACAUCCCUGGAGUCCGUCGCAUCGAUUCUCAUCCACAUGCACCAUUCUAUGUUACCGGCUCAUCGGACGGAUCCAUCAAAGUUUGGAAGUGGGGAGCCAAGGAUACGGUGUACACAGCAAGAGUUGCCGGGCAGCACGCCAAAGUCUCCAAAAUCGCGUUUUCGUGUAACGGGAAUAAGUUCGCCGCUGUCGACGGAGACGGAAUGUUGUGUCUCUGGCAAGCCAGUCAGGCGACCGAACAGAAGAAACCGUUUUUCAGCCAGCGCUGCCACAACAAAUCUGCAACCGAUGUCUGCUUCCUUGGUCACUCUUCAUCUGUCCUACUGACCGCUGGCUCCUCAUCACUCGACUAUAAUCUUGGACUAUGGGAUACACUUCUCCCAACCAACCGAGCUCUAGUCCAUUCUUGGAUUGCACAUCCGGAAGGAGCAACUUGUGCGUUGUACGUGCCUAACCAACAGACUAUCUUCUCUGGCGGUCGACAUGGUGAGAUCUGCCUGUGGGACAUCCGACAACGUCAGUUGAGACAUACUAUCAAGGCGUUUGACCAAAUGCAUGUUGUCAAGACACUGGCUACAGAUUCAGCACAAGAUUUGGUAGUUUCUGGAUCUAGCGAGGGUGAUAUCAAAAUCUGGUCAGCCGAUGCAAACCCACAACUCAUGUACAGCUUGCCCGGAGAGCAUACGGCUAAGACUGGAUUCUCCUUCAGACAAGUCGGCCAAUCGUCUGUCCAAGGUGUCCAACAACUAUUCAUUGACCAAAACAUGCGUCUCUUCUCAUGCGGUGCUGAUGCUUCACUUAAAUUCCGAACAUUGCCUUCAAUCUUCAACAUGACAAACCUUUUAUAA